Messenger RNA from Anneissia japonica, 2429 nucleotides. RefSeq lists its product as uncharacterized. Lineage: Eukaryota; Metazoa; Echinodermata; Crinoidea; Comatulida; Comatulidae. The record is from RefSeq and is a predicted model, not a curated record. The coding region runs from base 1333 to 2148 and encodes 271 amino acids. Gene Ontology annotation, biological process: DNA integration. The transcript has 3 exons. Gene Ontology annotation, molecular function: nucleic acid binding.
GGUUUUUUGAUGGUUUCCCUAACGACGAGCUAUUGAUCAUUUUCGUCAGUUAAAUUAACGAUAUUGUGGAUUUGACGCCGGAUGGGAAUUACCAAGUUUGAUUUAAUGAUUUUUAGAUAUCAGAUGAUUAUAAAUCUUGAAGACAUUGCACUGCUGAUUAUUUGUGGAGAGCAAUUGAGUUCACGGUAAGGAUCUUUGGAAAGACAUAUUAAAGACCAAAGAGUACCAGUGAAACCUUGUUCGUAAUUUUUUUGAAGUCUAGUAGUGCAUAGUGAACUCAAUUCUUCAAGCAUCCCUAGAGACGAAGAUGGAAGACUGGGAGUGUGUGGACUCGGUAAUACAUAAUUUGAUCUGCAACCGGGUCAGCAAGAUGCAUAGAACAUCAAAACCUGACCAGUGGAUAUAUGUUCCAACUGCGAAAAACCCAGCUGACCAAGCAACUAGGUCUAUCCCAGCUACUGAGUUAAAUGAUUCAUUGUGGAUGUCUGGGCCUGAAUUCCUGAAACAAAGAUAUCUGUCAACUGACCAGAACCGUAUAGAAAGAAAUGUAGAGCUCCUACCUAAUGAUCCAGAGGUGCGUCCAAGUACCAUCGCCUGUAACAAGGUUGUCUUGAACCAGACAUGCAUUGGAGUUGAAAGAUUCAGCCGAAUAUUUCCAGCUGGGAAUCAGCAGUUCGAGCUGUUACAAAUCUUAAACAUAUUGCUCGUUCAUUUACACGCAACAACGAACUUGAAUGUGGGUGUACAGGUUGGCAUGUAUGCCAGACACCAAAAUCAGUAGAGGAGAGAUUUGAAGCAGAGAAUAUGAUUAUUAAGAGUGUCCAGGGUGAGACCUUCGCUGCAGAGAUGUCGGAGGUGAGAAGUGGAAAGCUAACAAAGAGCAACAAGCUCAUAAAAUGGAACCCUUACAUUGAUAACAGAGGAAUUCUUAGAGUUGGCGGUAGGCUGAGCUAUUCGCAACUGCCAGAAAGAGCUGCUCAUCCAGCCAUAUUACCGAAAAAUUGUCAUGUAUCGACUCUUCUCAUUAGACACUACCACCAAAAAUGCAACCACCAAGGAAGACACAUCUCUCUAGGAACCUUAAGGAAUGAAGGUUAUUGGAUACUGGGUGGCCAACGGCAAGUAUCGAAAGUUAUUGAAGACUGUGUGGUGUGCAAAAGGCUUCGAGGAAAGGUGCAAGAACAGAUUAUGGCAGACUUACCCGAAGAAAGGUUGACCGAAGCACCACCAUUCACCUUUGUGGGAGCUGAUGUGUUUUGACCGUGGUUGAUACGUAGUUCCAAAACUCGAAGUGCAGUUCAAGCUAAGAGGUGGGCUGUCCUGUUUACUUGCAUGGUUACGAGAGGUAUUCACGUGGAAAUAUUGGAGUCUAUGGACAGCUCAUGUUUUAUUAAUGCCCUUAGAAGGUUUUUUGCGAUCAGAGGCCCAGUCAAGCAGAUUCGUUCGGACUGUGGCACAAAUUUUGUAGGAGCAUGCAACGAGCUUGGACACCAACUUGUUGACAAAGAUUGUGUGAAACGAUACCUGUUAGGACGUGGAUGUGAGUGGAUUUUUAAUCCUCCCCAUGCCUCACAUAUGGGGGGAGCUUGGGAGAGGUUAAUAGGGAUGGCCAGGCGCAUUUUAGAUUCUGUUCUAAGAGAAGUGAAACCAAGCCGGCUUACCCACGAGGUUUUAGUCACACUAAUGGCGGAAGUGUCCGCAAUUCUAAACUCCCGUCCUCUGUUACCAGACAGUGAUGACCCAGAGCUGCCAAUAAACUUAUCACCUAACAUGUUGCUUACAAUGAAAGCAUCACAGAUAACAGCCCCAGAAGGACCUUUCAACCAGAAUGAUCUGUUGAGAAAUCAGUGGAGACGUGUUCAGCACUUAUCAAACAUGUUUUGGUUGAAAUGGAGAAAGCAUUACCUACCGCUGUUGCAGGCGAGGAGAAAGUGGCAGACACCAAUGAAGGAUUUGCAAAAAGACGAUGUUGUUCUUGUUAGAGAUUCUGCCUCGUCUCGCUGCAGUUGGCCUUUCGGUAGAAUUUUACAUGUUGAACCAAGUGCUGAUGGGAGAGUUCGCAAAGUGUCCAUAGAGAUGGCAGAUGCUAAGAGGGUAUUGCGUCCAAUUUCAGAACUUAUACUAUUGGUACCCGCUAAGAGGAUCUAAUCACCUGUUAUAAACUGUUUUGAUUGUUCUCAUAGUUAAAGUUACACUGUACUACAUAUUAUAUUGUACAUUAAUUAAUUUGGUGUUGUAAACCUUUUAAACUUAUUGCAAAUUGAAUUUUGAUGAUGUCGUCCAUCAUGGUGGGGGAGUGUGCGUUUAUACCUGGGUAUAAACUUUUGAAUUGCGCCCUCUCUCGGCGUAGUGGUUUUUUUUAUGGUUUCCCUAACGACGAGCUAUUGAUCAUUUUCGUCAGUUAAAUUAACGAUAUUGUGGAUUUGACG